Molecule: messenger RNA, 1452 nt
Organism: Diaporthe amygdali
Lineage: Eukaryota; Fungi; Ascomycota; Sordariomycetes; Diaporthales; Diaporthaceae
Exons: 2
Coding region: 1-1452 (483 amino acids)
Biological process (GO): maintenance of rDNA; regulation of exit from mitosis
Source: RefSeq, a predicted model, not a curated record
AUGCCUCCCCGUCUCGUCCGCCGCCGCCCGCUCAAGGAGCGCAUCAUCUCCGCCCUAGACCCGUGGGAUUUCUUCCUCUGGUUAUCUGAAGAGAUCGAGACCAGAGACUACGGCUCCAAGUCUGUAGGGAACCAGCUUGGCCUAGCGCUCAACUUUGCCUUCAUACUUGCGCGCGUAUAUGGAACGAAUUCGACAGGCAGCGACGACGACAUUUUCAGUGAUUCCUACUCUGACACGUCAGGGUGGCUUGGUUAUUUCGCAUGGUCUGUAACCUGGGAGCUGACUGCACUCUCAAUAUGUAACCUCUUCUACACGUUCUGGCGAUCACGCGCAUACCGAUUCUUCGAGGCCGAUGUCGAACAACCCGUUAGCACACCUUCCGCGCAACGGGUACGAGUGCAGUCCUCACCAGCCUCUUCAUCCCCUUUGCGACUUAUCAGCGAUCUCGUCGGUGACAGCGCCGAAUCCCGUGCCCACCCUGACAGGACCCGAGAUGUGUGGGAGUUGCGACUAUGGGAUCCAGUGCCAGCAUGCCUGCAGCUGGUCUGCCUUUUCAGCCCUUUACAUGUGCUGGUAUACAUGAUGGCUCUACCACUGAAGCCCCUCGAUCCACAACCUAGUGUGACAGUCUUCAAGUGUCUGUUCGAGCAGGUUGCAAUAUCCGCUCUGCUGCUGGCCCUCGAGUCUGCGUUUGCUCGGCAGAAAAAGGACACCGCGCUUGUCCAAAAGGAGGUAAUGAGAGAGUACGACAACAAAUAUGUUCACCAACGUCUCCAACCCCCGGUGGUCAGAGACGUAGGUACCCAAUGCGGAGAGGAUGAUGAUGGAAAUGAGUGGGAAGAUAUCCAAGUAGGGACGCCAACAACCCUGAUUCGGCGCCGCUUUCAGACACAUCCGAACCAAAAUUAUGUCAAGCAUUUUGACCCGGACGGCUCGGGAUACGCACCUCCCAGCCGCUCACUCAGCCCUGCAGUAUCUACUCCGGUCAACAACAGACCUAAACAGACUGAUUUGUUCCAGUCCGUACUCAAGCCACGCCCAUCGCCGCUGCGGCAAGGUUUGUCAGCUUCUAGGACACCGAGGCUUUCUCCGGAGAAGUCUGCGGUGACCAACGCAGGUACCAGCACAGGCACAAACUACGGGGGCAGUCUGGGUGUGUACAGCCACUCUGAAUCGCCUCUGAAGAAAGCCGCUAGUAUCAGCGACAUUCGAGGGGGCGGCAAUACCUUUUCACCUCGCAACUCGCGAGAGCUGGCUGCUCUGGAGCAAAGGGACCAGGCCGAAAGGAUGAUCCGAAGGAGCAGCCCGGCCAAGGAGAAUCGCCGCAGUGGCUUGGCUUCGAGUAUGCACUUUGAUGGGCAAGCGGAUGAGGAACCCGAGUCCAGCCCCAACCCAUUUGCUAAGAUGGGACAACACCGCGGUCGCUAUGAGAGAUUUCCCUCUAGAUGGUAG